Elaeis guineensis (African oil palm) is the source of this 897-nucleotide messenger RNA. RefSeq names its product oxygen-evolving enhancer protein 3-1, chloroplastic. Lineage: Eukaryota; Viridiplantae; Streptophyta; Magnoliopsida; Arecales; Arecaceae. Gene Ontology annotation, molecular function: calcium ion binding. Gene Ontology annotation, biological process: photosynthesis; photosynthetic electron transport chain. Gene Ontology annotation, cellular component: extrinsic component of membrane; photosystem II oxygen evolving complex; chloroplast. The record is from RefSeq and is a predicted model, not a curated record.
AAUCUCGCACAUUCUCUCCUUCUCAGAGACGAACCCAGAGAGAACGAGAGAGAGCGAGAGAGAGGGGAUCGGGAGAUGGCGCAGGCUAUGGCUUCGAUGGCUGGCUUACGCGGCUCCUCGCAGGCAGUACUGCAGGGAAGUCUCCAGCUUAGUGGCUCGGGCCGGCUGGCCAUGCCGGGAAACAACCGGUUUUCAGCGGGCCGGCCCUGCCUUACGGUCAGGGCCCAGCAGGGCCUGGCCGAAGGCGAGGGCGUGGCUCAGAGCGGGCGCCGAGCCCUGCUGGGGCUCGCGGCGGCUGGGAUCGCCGGCGGGGCCUUCGCCAAGGCCGUGCUCGCCGAGGUCAAGCCCAUCAAGGUGGGCCCGCCUCCCCCACCCUCCGGUGGGCUCCCUGGGACCCUAAAUUCAGACCAACCAAGAGACCUGGACCUUCCAGUGAAGGAUAGAUUCUACCUGCAACCCCUUCCUCCAGCAGAAGCUGCAGCUAGGUUGAAAGAGUCAGCAAAGGACAUCAUGAACAUAAAGGAAUUAAUAGACAAGAAGCAAUGGCCUUAUGUUCAAAAUGACCUUCGUCUCAGGGCCUCUUACCUCCGAUAUGACCUCAAUACUGUUAUCUCUGCAAAGCCGAAAGAAGAGAAGAAACCCCUCAAGGAGCUUGCAGGGAAGCUCUUUGCCACAAUUGAUGAGCUUGAUCAUGCUGCAAAGAUCAAGAGCACAACGGACGCCGAGAAAUACUAUGCGGAGACCAGAUCUGCCCUUGCUGAUGUCCUUGCCAAAAUAGGCUAGAGGAAAGCUUAUUCCUGUCAAGUGUUGUCAACUUUGUCUUUAUUCUUUGUUAAUAUCAAACUAGUUCUGGAUAUGAUUUCUAGCAAGUGAGUAUCACAAAUGUUGUGUUGUCUA